GAGAUUAGGUGUGGAUCUCAACUGGGUUGUUCUUUCCAUGGGAAAGACUCUGGAUAAGGGGUUUGACCAUGAGUACCCAGCCACACACUGUGACCAAGGCAGAGAUCCCUGGCCAUGUUCUUUACACCGUAGGAACGUGUGUGCUUAUCAUUGGCUCCAUUGGCAUCAUUGGAAACCUCCUAGUCCUCUACGCAUUUUACAGCAACAAGAAGCUGAGGACUCCCCAAAACUACUUUAUAAUGAAUUUAGCUGUGAGCGACUUCCUGAUGUCGGCUUCUCAGGCACCCAUGUGCUUUGUCAACAGCUUGCACAGAGAAUGGAUACUUGGAGACAUAGGCUGUAACCUGUAUGCUUUCUGCGGGGCUCUCUUUGGGAUAACCUCGAUGAUGACUCUGCUGGCCAUCUCUGUUGACCGCUACCUGGUGAUCACAAAGCCCCUGCAGUCCAUCCAGUGGACUUCCAAGAGACGCACCAUGCAGAUCAUCGCCCUGGUGUGGCUCUAUUCGCUGGGAUGGAGCGUGGCUCCGCUCCUCGGCUGGAGUUCUUAUGUGCCCGAGGGCUUGAUGAUAUCCUGCACAUGGGACUAUGUAACCUACUCCCCUGCAAAUAGAAGCUACACCAUGAUUUUAUGCUGCUGUGUGUUUUUUAUCCCCCUGGUAAUAAUAUUCCACUGCUAUUUAUCGAUGUUCCUGGCCAUAAGGCGUACUGGCAGAGAUGUUGAAAAGCUGGGGUCCUGCAGCCGGAAAUCCUACCUCUCUCAGUCCAUAAAGAAUGAGUGGAAGCUGGCAAAAAUUGCUUUUGUGGUCAUCAUUGUGUUUGUCUUGUCCUGGUCUCCAUAUGCUUGUGUCACCUUAAUUGCCUGGGCAGGUCGAGGCAACAGCCUAACACCAUAUUCCAAAUCUGUGCCAGCAGUUAUUGCCAAAGCUUCUGCAAUCUACAACCCCAUCAUUUAUGCAAUAAUUCACCCAAGAUACAGGAAAACCAUCCACAAAGCUGUUCCCUGCUUGAGGUUCCUUAUACGAAUAUCAAAGAAUGACCUCCUGAGGGGACCCAUAAAUGAGUCAUCCUUCAGGACCUCUCUCUGCAGCCACCACUCUCUUGCUGGCAGGACCAAGAGCACUUGUGUUUCCUCUGUUUCUGCUGGAGAAACUACCUGGAGCAACGUAGAGCUCGACCCUGUGGAGCCAGCUCAAGAGAAACUGAAGCCUCGCCGAAGUCAUUCUUUCUCCACAAGUGUGAGACAAGAAAAGAGAGACCUGCUCCCAAAGACCUGCUGCUGUGAUGCAUCCACUACCCAAAAGGUUUCGCUCUCCUCCAGUUCUUUGGAGAAGGUGCUUGGGCAGCCUGUCCUACCCAGUUCCUCUGCAGCACUUAUGACCAGCUCCUUGAGAGCAACUUCUCUGCCUGUCAGAUUGAAUAGCAGCAGUGUCACCAGUGGAGACUCAAGUACUUCCCAUAUGGCAACUCAAGGAAGUCAAGUGAAUGGAGUUGUGGACUCUCUCACUAGCAAUGCAGUCCCUCGCAUCAUCAUCAUUCCUACCUCAGAGACCAAUCUGUUUCAGGAAGAACUGGAAGAGGAAGAGACUGAUUUAUUCCACUUUCAUGACAAAAAGGGCAAUCUGCUGGACUUGGAAGGGCUUAGCUCAUCUAUGGAGUUCCUUGAAGCUGUUGAGAAGUUUCUAUCCUAA
Camarhynchus parvulus is the source of this 1688-nucleotide messenger RNA. Its product is annotated as melanopsin-like. Gene Ontology annotation, cellular component: membrane. The transcript has 10 exons. Gene Ontology annotation, biological process: visual perception; G protein-coupled receptor signaling pathway. The record is from RefSeq and is a predicted model, not a curated record. Gene Ontology annotation, molecular function: G protein-coupled receptor activity. Lineage: Eukaryota; Metazoa; Chordata; Aves; Passeriformes; Thraupidae. The coding region runs from base 69 to 1688 and encodes 539 amino acids.